Girardinichthys multiradiatus is the source of this 4722-nucleotide messenger RNA. Its product is annotated as NACHT, LRR and PYD domains-containing protein 12-like. The coding region runs from base 123 to 2783 and encodes 886 amino acids. The record is from RefSeq and is a predicted model, not a curated record. The transcript has 9 exons. NCBI's taxonomy places the organism in Eukaryota, Metazoa, Chordata, Actinopteri, Cyprinodontiformes, Goodeidae. Gene Ontology annotation, molecular function: protein binding.
UGAGUCUCAGGUUACACUGAAACAGGGAGAGAAAAUGAAACAGAACCUCAGAACCCAUUUUUGAAGAACAAGUGGAUUAAAAAAGCCUGUGUCGGAUUUAAAGACUGGUUGAAGUCCAGAAGAUGGAAGACUGGGAUCUAAAGAAGGACAGACCAGAACCUCCAGAAUCCAGCUGUCCAUCUAUGAGGAGUGACUGGUCCAAAGAUAGACCUCCAGUAUUCAGUAAUGAACCUGGACCUUCAGACCCAGAAGAUCAGAACCACAGACAGAGAGCAGAACCUCCAGAAUCCAGCUGUCCGUCUAUGAAGAGUGACUGGUCCAAAGAUAGACCUCCAGACUUCAGUAAUGAACCUGGACCUUCAGACCCAGAACGGAGGAAGAGUAGCAGCCCCUACUGUGGAGAAAUACCCAGAACAGGAGCUGGACUGCUGACAGCCAAUCAGAGCAGCUGUUCACCAGCAGAUGUUGGUCUGCAGGAGGUUCUAGAGGAACAUAAGAUCAGUCUGAGGAGGAGAUGUGAAUGUGUGACUGAAGGAAGUGAUGAAACAGGAAGUAGAACCCUCCUGAACAUGAUCUACACUGAUCUCUACAUCACAGAUGGACAGAGUGAAGAGGUUAAUACCCAACAUGAGGUGGAGCAGCUGGAGACAGCUUCCAAGAACCAGAACCUCCAUGAGUCUCCAAUCAGGUGCCACGACAUCUUUAAACCCUUACCUGACCAGCAUGGAGCCAUCAGAGUAGUUCUGACCAACGGCGUCGCUGGUGUUGGAAAAACCUUCUCAGUGCAGAAGUUCACUCUGGACUGGGCAGAGGGCUUGGAGAACCAAGAUGUCAGUGUGGUGGUUCUGCUUUCGUUCAGGGAGCUGAACUUGAUCAGAGAGGAGCAGCACAGUCUUCUCACGCUGCUCCAUGUUUUCCAUCCAACACUCCAGAAGCUCCCAGCAGAGAAGCUGGCUGUCUGUAAACUUCUCUUCAUCUUUGAUGGCCUGGAUGAAAGCAGACUUUAUCUGGACUUCAACAACAGUCGGCUUGUUUCUGAUGUCACCCAGAAGUCAUCAGUCAACGAUCUGCUGACAAACCUCAUCAAGGGGAACCUGCUGCCCUCGGCUCUCGUCUGGAUAACUUCCAGACCUGCAGCGGCCAAUCAGAUCCCUCCUUCAUGUGUUGCCAGGGUAACAGAAGUACAAGGCUUCACUGAUGCUCAGAAGGAGGAGUACUUCAGGAUUAGGUUCAGUGAUAAAGAGCUGUCCAGCAGAAUCAUCUCCCACAUCAAGACCUCCAGGAGCCUCCACAUCAUGUGUGGAAUCCCAGUCUUCUGUUGGAUCACUGCUACAGUUCUGGAGAACAUGUUGACCACAGAGCAGAGAGGAGAGCUGCCCAAGACCAUGACUGACAUGUACUCACACUUCCUGCUGGUCCAGACAAGGAGAAAGAAGAACAAGUACCAUGAAGGACAUGAGAGGAGUCCACAGGAGCUGAUGGAGGCUGACAAGGAAGUUCUUCUGAAGCUGGGGAGGCUGGCAUUUGAACAUCUGGAGAAAGGAAAUAUCAUGUUCUACCAAGAAGACCUGGAGCAGCGUGGUCUAGAUGUCACAGAGGCCUCGGUGUUCUCAGGAGUUUGUACAGAGAUCUUCAAAAGAGAGAGUGUGAUCUUCCAGAAACCAGUUUACUGCUUUGUUCAUCUGAGCAUCCAGGAGUUUCUGGCUGCAGUCUACAUGUUCCACUGUUUCACCAACAAAAACACAAAGGUGAUGAAGAGAUUUCUGGGACAGAAAUACCGUGAAAGAUCUCUGGAGGGCUUCAUGAAGAGAAUCAUAAAGAAAUCCCUCAGCAGUGAAAAUGGUCACCUGGACCUGUUUGUCCGCUUCCUUCAUGGCCUCUCUGUGGAGUCCAACCAGAGACUCUUAGGAGGUCUGCUGGGUCAGACAGAAAACAGUCCAGAGACCAUCCAGAGAAUCAUCAACACCCUGAAGAAGAUGAAUACUGAUUAUAUCUCUGCUGAGAGAAGCAUCAACAUCUUCCACUGUCUGAUGGAGAUGAAGGAUCUCUCAGUUUUUCAGGAGAUCCAACACUUCUUGAAAUCAGAGAACAGAUCAGAGAAGAAGCUCUCUGUGUUCCAGUGCUCAGCUCUGGCCUACAUGCUGCAGAUGUCAGAGGAGGUUCUGGAUGAGUUGGACCUGAAGAAGUACAACACAACAAAGGAGGGACGACUGAGACUGAUUCCAGCUGUGAGGAACUGCAGAAAGGCUCGAUUGAGGGACUGCAGUUUUUUAGAUAUUAGCUGUGCUUCUCUGGUCUCAGCUCUGAAGUCCAACCCGUCCCAUCUGACAGAACUGGACCUGAGCUUGAACAACCUGAAAGAUUCUAGAGUGAAGGAGCUCUGUGGUUUUCUACAGACUCCUCUCUGCAAACUACAGAUAUUGAGAUUGUGGGACUGCAGUUUGUCAGAGAUCAGCUGUGCUUCUCUGGGCUCAGCUCUGAAGUCCAACCCAUCCCAUCUGACAGAACUGGACCUGAGCUGGAACAAAGACCUGAAAGAUUCUGGAGUGAAGGAGCUCUGUGGUUUUCUACGGACUCCUUUCUGCAAACUACAGAAAUUGAAAUUGUGGGACUGCAGUUUGUCAGAGAUCAGCUGUGCUUCUCUGGUCUCAGCUCUGAAGUCCAACCCGUCCCAUCUGACAGAACUGGAUCUGACUCUGAACAGCCUGAAGGAGACAGAUGUUCAGCAGCUGGAGGCUCUUAAAAAUAAUCCAGACUACAAACUGAAUGAUGUGUGGAGCUGAUGAUCUGAUGAAGGAGAGAAGCUGAGCUGUGUCCUGAUGAUCCACAGAGGUUGAAGCUGCAGCAGUUUGAGUUUAAAGAGACUCUGACUGGAUCAUGAUGAUGAACUCUGAGUUUAGAGAUUUUUAUCCUGUUUAUUUUAUCAUGUCUGUCAUUUAGAGUCUGAUAUUGUUUGUCUCUUUAGAUCAAUGGAGACUAAGAAAAAGACACUUUAGAAAACUAUUAGAUAAUUUAUACAAAGAAUCAAGCAAAAAUGACACAAAAACAUUGUUCCCUGGAUAAAUGCAGACAUUAUAAAACUCAUGAAAGAAUGAGAUCCAACUCUAAAAAUAACAAAUAAAACUAAAUCAAGUCAUGACAGAGGAUGUUUCACCAUGUUGAGAAAUAAAGUGAUAAGAUUAUUCAGAAAAGCAAAGCCAGACGAGUGGUGGUGGUGCAGAGGUGAAGCACUCAACCCAUAUUCAGAGGCCUCAGUCCCUGUUGUGGGUUUGACUCCGGGUCCAGGCGAGCUUUGCUGCUUGUCUUCCUUCUCUCUCCACCCCUUUUCUGUCAACUUCCUGUCAAAAACAAAAAGAGAAAUAUAAAGGCCACUAGUGCCACAAAUAAAAGCAAAGGCAGAUUUCUUUGUCACAAAAAUUGAAAAAUCAAAUGGAAAUGUUAAAAUAAUAUGAAAUCAGCUAAGAAAAAUGACCAGCCUAGAAAUUUAAAUAAAUGAGCAACUAACAAAUAAUAUUUCAGCUUUAGCAGAGGCAUUCAAUUAUUAUUUAAUUGAUUCUGUGGCUAACAUAGCAAGAUGUUUUACACCUGUGGAUAAAUACAAUGUUUCAACAAACACAAGUCCACCAAUAUUCAGUUUAAUAAAUGUGACAGAAACAGAGGAAUCACAGACCAUUAAAUCACUCAGACCAUCCAGAUGUUAAGAUAUUUUUGGUAUGGAUACAGUGAUGCUCAAUGAGCUCAGUACAUCAGUCACACGCCCCUCACCAAAAUGAUCAAUCUGUCUAUUUGACAGAAUAUGUUCCCAAGCAUGUGGAAACCAGCUGUUGUUGCUCCCAUGUUCAAAGGUGGAGACCCUCAUUCUAUGGAGACUACAGACCCAUAAGUAUAUCGCCUUCAGUGUCUAAGAUUGUAGAGGAACUGGUAGCAAAAUAAAUCAUCAGUCAUCUAAACUCCAAACCCUUUGCUCUCCACUCUAUGUAGUUUGGCUUUAGAGCUAAUUACUCCACCCAGACUGCUGCUUGCUUCUUUACUGAAAACAUCAGAGCUCUGUUGGGUGGAGGUGGGGUUGUUGGUGCUGUGUUUCUGGAUCUCAAAAAGGCCUUUGACACUGUCAACCAUAACAUUCUGCUGACAAAAUUAUGCAGUUUUAAUUUUUCCCCAGUUGCACUUAAAUGGAUUGAGUCUUAUCUUACUGACUUCUCCCAACUUAACCACAGAACAUUAAACCAGCAGCCCUUAGUCUGUCUACUGGUCUACCUCAAAGUUCUAACUUAGGACCUUUACUGUUCUCACUUUAUAUAAAUGACCUCCCUGUUUGUGUUGAUGUAUCUGUUCAAAUGUAUGCUGAUGACACUGUAGUUUAUGUUCAUGGUAGUAAUAUCUCACCAGGGGUCUGAGGAGCUCACUAACUCAGUGGAUUUUAUCACAGCCUGGUUGAAACACUCCUGCCUGCAGUUAAAUACUUCUAAAACAGUGGAAAUGUUUUUCACUAAAUCCAAUAGUGUUUCCAGUGUUGAUAGAAAUGUUAUUAAUAUGCACUGUCCCUGUGAUAAAAAAAAAUAAAUAAUACAAAAAAAGAUUAAAUUUACUACAUGGAGCAUUUAGUGGCUCCAUGUAGUUUUUAUCUGAAUUUGAUUAAACUGUAAAGUUGAUCUUUUUUCUCACUGAUUCAUUUUCAGCCUGUAACCAAGAAACAUGAAAUAAAACCUCAAUUCAGAUGUU